CAGCACGCCAAACUUUCCCCUUUUUAGAGAGAGAAACAAAACCCCUCAACCAUUUUCUCUCUCUAACCAUAGGGCUUUCUGCUGCCCAAUCCAAUUCUCCAUUUUCUCAAUUCAAUUUCGAAUUUGUUAAUUUUGGGGAUUUUUUUUCCUUCUGAGAUCGGGGGAUGGAGUAUGUGGGCAGACAGGUGAAGAAGAAGUUCAAAGGGCACGGCACGUUUUUGGGUUUGGUAAAGGCGUACGACGCGGAGACUGGUUUUUUGAAGAUCGUGUACGACGACGGAGAUUCCGAGGAAUUGGAGUUGACUGAAGUCUCUUCGCUGUUGAUGCCAGCUGAGCCUCAGCCGUCGGGAUCUCCUGCGGGGAGGCCGGGGCGCAAGCCGAAGAAGCGACGCCGCAUUGGCGUUUCCGGUGACGAUGUGGAGAAUUCAGCUGAUGGGGCGAUUUCUGACGGUUUGGAAGGUAGAGAUGGGGAGUCUGGGGAGUUUGACUUGAAUUUGACUGAGAGAAUAGAUUUGAAUGAUGAUGGCGUUGAUUGUUUGCGUGAUGUUGGUCAUGCGAAUGGCGGGGGGAGUAAGCUGCAUGGGCUAGAUUUGAAUGAGUUGGUGAAUCUAGAGCUGAAUAAGGAAAUUGUUGAAGAUGGCUCCCAAGAGGGAAAGAAAAUGAUUGACUUGAAUCUGGAUGUAAAUGAGGGUUUUGAGAAAUUGAGUGACGAGAGAGAAGGGCGAUGCUUUGACUUGAAUUUGCAGCUAAUGGAGGAUGAGGUGAGGACUUUGGAAGGUUGUGAUGCGAGACUUGGAGAAGGUGACAAUGGUUGUUCUAGAGAAAAUGAGAAAAUGGAGGAAGGGUUGGUGGUGGAGGAUGGUGCAGUUGAAGUGUUAGAGAAUGGAAAUGGAGAUAAUAAGGUGGAUCAUGUAGUUCACAUAGACAAGGAAGAAGAUAGCCAAUUGACGAACCAUGCCAGUGUGGUUGAUAAUGAGAAUGUGGCUCCAUUAAAUGUGCAAGUCAAGAGAAGGGGUAGAAAGAAAAAAAAUGUAUCAAAUAACAUUACUGAAUUGGCUCCACAAUUGGAUACUGAAACAGGGAAUGUGAACUUAGAGCUGGAAAGAAGAGAUGAAACCCCAUUGAAAAAUGUUAGUGGUUUAGUCGAUCAUGAUAAUGAAGUCUCAGAAACAGUAUUGAGCGGGAGAAGAGGUAGGAGAAAAAGAGAGCCACCAAAUAAUGAAGUUACCUUGACAACUCCCGAGACUGGACUGAGAAGGAGCAGCCGCAGAGCAAAAAGAACUGCUUUGUCUGAUCUAGACCAAGUAUUUAAUGAAGCAGAGCUUGUUGGCAUCAAUCAGCAGUUGUCCUCUCCAGCCAUAAGCAACGUGUCUCAAGAUAGGGUUACGGUGGCAGCUCGUGGAAAAAUUUCCAAUGAUGUAGCUCUUCCAGAAAAAGUGAAGCUGCCGCCACCUUCUUGCAACAUGGACUUAGUUGGAGUUUCACUGUUUGAUUUGGUUUCUGUUUAUACGUUUCUGAGAUCAUUUAGUACUUUAUUGUUUCUAAGCCCCUUCAAACUGAACGAUUUUGUAGCCUCUGUUAAAUGUAGUGAUUCAUCAUCAUUGUUCGACUCUAUUCAUGUUUCUCUUCUAAAAACAUUACAAAAACAUUUGGAGACCCUGGCAUCUGAAGGCUUCGAUUCUGCAUCGGAUUGUUUGAGGUCGCUUAAUUGGGAUUUUCUCGACUUGAUUACAUGGCCAAUGUAUGUGGUUGAGUACCUGUUAUUGCACAGUCCUGGCCAUAUUCCUGGUUUAGAUCUUUGUCAACUAAAGUUUUUCCAGAAUGACUAUUACAAACUGCCGAUUUCAGCAAAGGUUAAGAUCCUGCAGCAUCUUUGUGAUGAUGUAAUUGAAACGGAAGCCUUUAAGUUGGAGCUGAACAGAAGGAUUCUGACAACAGAUAGGCAAACAGAUUUGGACCGAAAGAUGAAACUUGAGAGCAGCAGAAAAAGAAAGACCACAGUCGAUGUCGCGAGCACUUCCUGCAUUACAGGAGAAGGGAUUGGCGCUGAGGAUCCUGCAGAUUGGAACAGUGAUGAAUGCUGCCUGUGUAAGAUGGAUGGGGACUUGAUAUGCUGUGAUGGCUGCCCUGCAGCAUUUCAUUCAAGAUGUGUAGGGGUAGUCAGCAGCAUGUUGCCUGAGGGUGAUUGGUAUUGCCCUGAAUGUGUGAUUGAAAGGGAUAAGCCUUGGAUGAAAGUGAGUAAGUCAACUCGAGGGGCAGAACUGCUGGGGUUUGAUCCAUAUGGCCGACUGUACUAUAGCAGCUGUGGUUACCUGUUUGUAGAAAGAAACGAGAAAAAGAAAAACUCCUUAGAUUAUGUGUAAUGUAGUAAUUGGAAUGUAAGUCGUGGAAGUUGUGGUGCCAAAACUGAUUUGGACACUCGGUCUUGCUCUAUUCAGUCAGUCUUUCCUGAAAAAAUCGAAAUGCCAGAUAGGCUUAUGGUACCUUCAGAAUCCAUUAUCAGGAAUGUCAGUUCUAAAAAAACAUCAGAUGAAAAGUCUAUGGUGACUACUUAUUCCAGUAAUGAAGAAAAUCUGAAUUCUGAGCGUGUUACAGCUAUGCUGGAGAUUGGCAACCAUGGACUGAAGAUGGAAAAUCAUUUAGCAAGUUCUGAAGGAUCAGCUGAAGUCUCUCAGACUUCAAUGAAGAUUGAUAACCCAAAGGAAAGUGUGCUGGAGUGUACAAAAACAUGCUUUGAUCCUUCAGAUUGCUGCGAUAUUCCAGAGAAACUUAUCAAUGCUGGUGAUCAUGAUAUGGCAUCUACUUCUUUAAACUUUGAAGAAGGGAAGGGUCUUCGUUCCAAAAGUUAUAGCCUUAAACCCUAUUCCAUGAACUCUAACGUAGAAGUGGGUUACGGGACAAAUUAUGUGAAUUGCUAUGAGUUUGCUCGUACAGCUUCAGAUUAUUACGAAGAGUAUUCUCGUAAAUCAUCAGAUAAGACCUCUGGUGAUGCCCCAAGAUCUAUUGAAGAAGUCUUAUCAGGACAACUGAAGAUUGUAUCAAAUAGAUUUGUUGAAUUUUCUUGGUCAAAUAUUCAAAAUUCUAACAUGUCCUCAAGGAAAGAAAGGUGUGGAUGGUGCGUCUAUUGCCGGGUUCCUGGAGAAGAAAGGGACUGCUUAUUUUUUAUGAAUGAUAGUAUCCCAGCAGUAGAGAAAUUUUCCCAUGAAGUUUUAGGAAUCCCGUCACAAAUGAAUGUGAAGAACCAUCUGAUUAAUAUAAUGUGCCACAUUAUAUGCAUGGAAGAUCAUCUGCAGGGUCUUCUGUUGGGCCCAUGGUUAAAUCCAGACUAUUCCAUGCUUUGGCAUGCCAGUGUUCGUGGAGCAACUGAUAUUGCUUUGUUGAAAAAUUUGCUGCUCCAGCUAGCGUCAAAUUUACAUCAUCUAGCACUAUCUGCUGACUGGAGAAAGCAUGUCGAUUCUGUUGCUACGGUUGGCUCUGCCACUCAUAUUGUCAGCACAUCUGCACGAGCAUCGGCAAAACAUGGAAUUAGCAGGAAAAGAGCGAAGUCUUCUGAUGUGAGCGGACCAUCUUCGAAUGCUGCAACUGGUCUGAGCUUAUUCUGGUGGAGGGGUGGAAGGGGCUCACGCACACUCUUCAGUUGGAAGGUUUUGCCUCACUCUUUGGCUUCCAAAGCUGCCCGACAAGGUGGACGUAAGAAGAUACCUGGCAUACUGUAUCCUGAGAUUGGAGAUUAUGCCAAGAGAACUAAAUAUGAUUCCUGGAGAGCUUCUGUUGAGACCUCAAGAAGCGUGGAACAGCUUGCUCUGCAGGUUAGGGAGCUGGAUGCUAAUAUUCGAUGGGAUGACAUUGGAAAUAAUAAGCUUUUUUCCAAGAUAGAAAUGGACUCUAAAAAACCUGCCAGAUCAUUUAAGAAGGUUAUAAUUCGUAGGAAGUGUUCUGAGGGAGCUGUGGUCAGGUACCUUCUGGACUUCGGCAAAAGAAGGUUCAUUCCUGAUGUUGUUGUCAAACAUGGGUCCAAGCUUGAAGAUUCCUCGAAUGAGAAGAAAAGAUAUUGGCUUGAAGAGUCUCAUGUUCCAUUGCACCUCUUGAAAGCUUUUGAAGAGAAAAGAAUCGCUCGCAAGUCCAAUACUAUGAAGUCUGGAAAACUUAGUGAGAGUAGUAGAGUAAUGAAGAAGCCCUUAAAGGAAAAAGGAUUUUCAUAUCUUUUCUCAAGAGCAGAAAGAGUGGAUUAUUAUCAGUGUGCUCAUUGUGAAAAAGAUGUCCUAAUCAGGGAAGCAGUGAGCUGCCAGCAUUGCAAAGGCUUUUUCCAUAAACGACACGUUCGGAAAUCUGCUGGAUAUAUCACUAAAUGUAAAUAUACUUGCCAUAAAUGCCAUGAUCUAAAGGUUGUGAAAGUUGAUACAAGGAAGGGGAAAUCUGAAUCCACAAAAGUUAAGAAUGCCUCCAAAAGUGUAAAACUGUUACGCUCAGGGAGAGGGAGAAAAAGGGGGAAGGGAAAGCUACUAGUGAAUUCUAUUAACAAAAAAGGCGUUUCUGUCGCUCCCUUACGUCGUUCAGCUAGGAAUGCUGAACGUACUGCAAAAAUUCCAAUGCAGAACAGUAAGUUAAAAAAAAGAAAAAGGGGAAGAAAGCCGAAACCAGAGAAGUAUAAGUCUAUGAAGCCCAAGGCUAUUAGUUGCAAGAAGCAGAGAACGACUGUUACGAGCAGUUAUUGGUUGAAUGGUCUACGACUUUCAAGAAAGCCAGGUGACGAAAGACAUCUCAGGAAUAGGAAGCUUCUUGUCCUUUCAGGUGAGGUGGAUUCCAUCCUCAAUGAGACUAAAUGCAGCCUCUGCCAUGAAGUGGAACAUAAUUCUGAACUGAAUUAUGUGGGUUGUGAAAUUUGUGGAGAUUGGUUUCAUGGAGAUGCUCUGGAUCUUGGAGCUGAAAAAAUUGAAAACCUUAUUGGUUUUAGAUGCCACAUGUGUCUCAAUAAGCCACCUCCUUUUGGCUCUUGUAGUCUAGAUGAAAACAGCAAGCCCGAUUUUAUUCCAGAAAAUAAUGCCAAAACUGAAUGCAAUGAGGGAGGUCCUUAUUGUGUGGCCAACCCGGAGGAUGGAUUAGCCUAUCAAAAGACACAUUUAGAUGAUAAAUCCAUCGAUACACUUGCAACUGUUAAAAUGGAGAAGCAGUUGCAAGGAUCUGUGCCUGAGUCAGACCUAAAAGAUAAAGAUUUAGAGAUGGCUGAGAAGACUUUUUUAGGGAAGGAUCCUACUGAACUUGGUGGAGACAGAGGAGAUGUGUUGAAUACUCUUGAAACUGAAUCUGUUUUCCCAAACUCUGACAUCGUCAAGGAAGCUGAAUGUGAAUCUGUACAGCCUGACCUUGUGGAGAAUGGUGUUGCCAACAAUGAUCAUUCUGAUAUCUGUACCAGAUAGAGCUCAUUCUGACACAGCUAGAGUUGUAUUCAGAAACCAAUUUUUGAUGUCGGUCACUUGGGUAAUAUGCUGUUUGCGGGGAGAGCAAAACUUAGAUUAGAUGUGUUCAUAGUUUACCCUUCACAAGGCAUUGAUUGCUCUAGUAUUAAAGAUGUUAAAAUCUUUUAUGGAACUUGAGAUAUUAGCUGAAAUUCAAAAAUUUAUGGAGAUGAUUUUCUUGAAAUUAGAGCAAAUAUAAUCACAUAAGCUAAUUUUCUCUUCGA
Molecule: messenger RNA, 5680 nt
Organism: Salvia hispanica
Lineage: Eukaryota; Viridiplantae; Streptophyta; Magnoliopsida; Lamiales; Lamiaceae
Source: RefSeq, a predicted model, not a curated record